CGAGAAGUGAAACGGGCGCCAUGUCUGACGGAGAUACUGACUGCGAAAAAAUAACAACAACAACAACAACAGUAAUAUCAGUCUUCCGUCUGCAAUAUCGCACCACGGCAGCCGCCGGCCGACGGGACGUUAACAAAGCUGGGGGUCUCCUAGCUGUGCCCACAGCACUAAAAUCUCAUCUCCAGUGAAAGAGAGAGGAUAAUGGUGUCUGUUAACCGUCUCACUGUUGAUGUUGUUGAGACGAGUAACCGUGAGUUUUUUCCAGACUAAUAUACAAUCCUUCAUCGUCUCUCACAGCCAGCCAGCGCCUCCAUCAGUGACUGAAUGCCUCUCAGUCUUGUUGUGGAGAAAGGGCAGCUCCGUUUACAACCAUCAUGGCUUUUGUGAGCCUCUUCUCCUGCCCCCCAAACCCCGUCCUUGACCAAAACAUGACAGACUCUGAGCUGGCAGGGGAUGAAAGGGAAGAUGGUGAGCUGGAGGAUGGAGAGAUAGACGACGAAGGGAUUGGCAUUGACGAAAAAGAAGAGGAAAACAAGGUGGAACAAGAAGUUGCAGAGAAAGAUAAAGACAGAGAAAAAGCACGGGACAAAGAAGAUAAAGCACAUCGGCACUCCCAUAAGAGACACAAGAAAAUAAAAGAGAAGCGCAAGUCCAAAAGGAGGAGAAGGGACAGACAGAAGCAUCACUCCCCUUCCAGUGACUCCAGCUCCAACAGCUACAACUCUGAUUAUGACCAUCAAGACAGAUCCAAGAGCAAGAAGAGCAAAGGCUCAUACCGUGACUACGAUGGACAGUAUACACGCCAUGAGCACGAGCACAGUGGUGGUCAUGGAAAACCACCGAGAUCGUCUAAGUGCAGAAACAGCGAGAGUGAGGACAAGUAUGACUACGACGAAGACCAGGAUGACUUCAGUGAGGAACUGUCCAAGUACAAACUAGCAAAAGAGUCAACAGCGUCCAGCCAGACCAGAUCGUCGAAAGAGCACAGACCCAGCCUGAAAGGACAGCAGUUUUGUGGGCUGCGAGGCCGAGGCCGUGGCGGAGGGGGCUUGGGCCGGGGGCACGGCGCCCUCAACAAGAACAAGAAACUGAAGAGCAAGACCUGGGGUCGAGGACGAGGCAGAGGUGGAGAGCAUGGAGAAGGUGGAGAUGGAGUGAAAGUGGAAGCCAAAGGCCAGCAAACCUUCCAAAAAAAACGUCCCAUCAUGAGUCAAGAGUUCAUCAACCAGCACACAGUGGAGCACAACGGGAGAAACAUCUGCAAGUAUUUCAUUGAGGGCAGAUGCAUUAAGGGGGAUCAGUGCAAGUUUGAGCAUGACAAUGUCAUCCCGGAGAAGAAGAAAGAGCUCUGCAAGUUCUACGUCCAGGGAUACUGCACUAAAGGAGAGAACUGCAUUUACAUGCACAAUGAAUAUCCCUGUAAGUUCUUCCACACAGGAGCAAAGUGCUACCAGGGCGACAACUGCAAAUUCUCUCAUGAUCCUCUGACUGAGGUCACCAAGGAGUUGUUAGACAAGAUCUUGAACACUGAUGACGACCAUGCCCACGAGGAUGAGCUGGAACUGGAGGACCUGAGGAAGCAGGGUAUAGCUCCCUUGCCCAAACCACCUCCAGGGGUUGGGCUCCUGCCUACACCUGGCUUGGGGAAUGUGCAGGACGGCAGCAAGAAGAUCCCCUCUUUGUUUGAGAUCAAAGUGCAGCCAACUGUGGACUUAGCCCAGAAGAUUGCUUUAAGGCCCAAUUUCUACAACAGUACCUCUCCCCCUCCUGGACAGUUCUGUGGUGCUUCAGAGGACCUGCAGGCUGGUAACAUGAUGUCCCCAGGCCACAAUAAUCAUCCACCACCUACAGGGUCCCCUGGGUCCAUGGGUGGCCCUUCCCUUCACUUCCCAGGCCCGGGCCUUCCUCAGAGCCCCCCAGGACAACCACAGUCUCAAGGAUUUGGGCAGGGCCCUUCCUUUCCUCUUCCUGGACUCCCAGGUCAACACUUUCAUGGCAACCUGCAGCAAAUGAACCAUCAGGAUCCUCAGAUGAACCAGCAGGGUGCAUCACUUCAGUCUGUGCCUGACACGCAGAUGAACGUGCCCUUUAAAAAGAUGGGUCAGAUGCCCUCCGAAUUUUUCAGAAACUUGUUCAGCAGCCAGUCGCUUGGGCUCGGAGAAGAGGGACUGUCUGGGUCUGUGCAGGACUCCCAGCAGAGCAGUGCCGAGUCCCAUGGCAUGCAGGACUUCUUGCCUGCUGUCCAGAAGGCCCUGCUUCUUCACCUGAACCAAAACCAGCAGGACUCCGACUCGCACAGACCUGACGGGCCGCACCCUGUACCUUCUGGCAGAGACAAAGAUGAAACCACAAACUGGUAUUCCAGUGACGAUGAGGAUGGCAGCAGCGUGACCGCCAUCUUAAAGACUCUUAAAAAACAGAACGAAAUGCUAAAGACUCAGCAGCCUCAGCCCAAGCUCCAGCAGGCUGGCGUUCCCCCGGCCUCCCUUGCAGACCCCAGACUACACAAGGAGAGGCCUCUGUCUAAUGACCCCCGGCUGAAGUUGGACCCUCGGCAGCACGUUUCAGACACCAGGAGAGACGUGGAUGCUGUUCUCGACCCCAGGUUGGCCCGAGACCCUCGCAAGAUGAAGUCAAUGGAGGCUAACUCCUCCAAGGUGGACCCUCACCGUCACCCACAUCCAGUCUCCUCCACAUCUCAGAAACCUUCUGCGGGAGAGGAGGACGAGGACGGAGAGAGGGAGCUGAGAGAGAAAGCUGCCUUGAUCCCGCUGGAUCCCAGUCCUGGAGCCAUGCCAAGGGACCCUCGAUGCCAAAUCAAGCAGUUCAGCCACAUCCGGGUCGACAUCCUCCUUCAGCGGCCAGCGUUUGCUCACAGUGUGGUCUGGGCUCCAGAGGACCUCAUCCCCCUGCUGAUCCCCAAACAGGAGCCCUCAAUCAACCUGCCUCUGCCACCCCUCAUUGCAGAUGCCCAACUGAAUCGUAGUCUUUCAUCCCCACCGGACCACACUCCCUCAUCUUCACUGGCCCCUCCAGACCCUCGUCUGGUGGCCACUCGCCUUAAAGAGGGUGCGGCUAGACUGGGUAGCCCCCCUGGCAGAACUCUCGAGUCUCGUCUUAGUGCAGAGAAGCCUACAGACCCCCGCACCCACAAGGCAUUAGAUCCCCGGGUUAGUCGGUCUGUAAGCCUGGAUUCCAAACUGCCUUCCAUGAGAGACGGUUCCUCUGGUGUCGGGGUGAUGGACCCAAGGCUGCAGCGAAGCACCGCUGGAACAACUAGUCAACCAGCUGCUUCAGCAAAAUCUGAUUCUGAGAAGCUACCACCAUACGCCCCUCGUCUGGCAACUUCCAGUGGACUGGAAAGCCCCACGACACUGCUUGGGGGCAUCAGUCUGUACGAUCCUCGCAACCACGCCUUACUCUCCCCGAAAAGAGAGGCCGAGGAGUCCCCGAAAAAGCCAGGCAUCUUGAAGCAGCUGCAGAAGCAAGAGAGCCCCCCACCUCCACAAGCUUCGUCACCACCACAAGUAGGUGAAAAGAAGGCUGACGAAGACCCAGACAGGAACACUGACUGCCUGCUAGGUCAGCCCGAGCCCACAGUAGUACCUGCACCUGCCUGCUCACCUGUCCUUGUGGCAGCACCUGCUAUGCAUAACUUGCCCAUUCCGGCGCUGGCAGGGUUGAUACGCCCGGCUUAUACGGACCCUCGACAAAACAGGCAGAGCGGACAGACUGCUGGGGCGCAGGAAGAGGAAGAGGAAGGGGACAAGGAAGAGGACAAGAAGGACCGGCCACUGAGGGACGUUUUUAAGACUUUUGACCCCACGGCCUCACCAUUCUGUCAGUAAAUAUGCUGUGUCGGGGAGGAGGUUCACGUUGCUGUGUUCUUAUCUUUUCUUUUUUUUUCAGUCACUUAGGUUGCUAAAAUUAGGCAAGACUUAAUUUUUGGUCACAUAAUAAAAUAAUCACAAAAACUCUUGUGCAGGUGAGGUCCACCUCACUGUACUCGCAAGCCAUCAUUUCAAUAAGUUAGUACUGCUACCAAGCAAUCAUUGUGCUGUGAGCAAACCCAAGCUGAACUGAGAGUGGAAAAUUCAGUGUGAAGACCUUAAAAUGCUCCUGUUUUUUUAAAAAGCGCCUAUAUCAUGGAAAACAAUCUCCUUUGCUCCCUCUUUGAUGUAAGUAUGAUAAGUAUGAUGUAAACAUUGUUGAAGUUUCAGAAGGUGCCGCUUACACCCGGUUUGGAGUCCAUAUAUGAAAACUAAGCUACGGACAAGCUCAUUUACAUACGUUCACCUGUCCAGCAGAUAGCAGUUUAGCUCUGCCUGCUCACACUGACAUUAUAAGGAGUGUUUUGGCUCCAUGUGCUUUUAAUAUGAUGCAGCCAGUCGGAACAGAGCUCAUUUACAUAUAUCAGUCAAAGGCACAGUGACAAAAAACAGGCUGUUUGAUUCUAUGAGAUAAACAGAGGUUGGAAAAAGAUCAUGUCAAAAUUGAUGUAUGACUGGUAAAUAAAACCACACAAAUGUUAAAUAUUUUAUAAAAAAAUAAAAUGUAGGAUUUGGCCUUUAAAGUUAUGAUUUAUGCUCCUGCAAUCUCAAUAACUGUCUCCAUCACAACUGUAAUAAGCCGGCCUUACUUUUGAUCUGAAUGGUCUGCACUGAUAAACACUCAUGACAUAGAUGUACUCCACUUGAGGUACACUACUCUAGGCACCUAGCGCACAAAAUGUCUCACCCAUUGAAAACAAUAAAAAAUAUGUGCACAAUGUGAACCGUCCUCCCCAGCACCUUCACAGAACCUUCAUUCAGUCUGAAAUUCACUGUAUAUUUGUCAUCUAUUUUCGUAUUUAUUUAUAUUUGUUUUGUAUGUACACUUUUCUUUGCCACAUGGUAACAGAUUCUUUUGUUCUCCUGUGCAUAAUGAAAGUAUAUAUUACAGUGCCACAUAUAGUUAUAGAGAUUAGACACAUAGUACUUGAAAUUUACUCAGAAUGCUGCGUAUCACUGUGUUCUCAGUAAAUUUCAUAGUUGAGCAGAGACUUUGCGGUUGUACAGAUGUAACUACAGGCAUAUGAGGGUCAUGGUGCGAUCGAAAGGGAAGUGUCGUGGUACACGGUUAAAUAUAAAUAUCUUAGAUCUAUGUAUUUCAUGAAGCUGUGGUAAGAUUAUAACACAUUUUUACAAAAUAAUACUGUGCUAAGCUUGUAAUUAUUCAAAAGUGUAUGUGAACAAAAGGCUAAUAUACAAAAAACGUUUAUUUCCUCCCCCCCGAAGCACAUUUUACAAUCAUCUCUGAUAUUUUGUGCUGAAGAGACAGUGAAAUCAAGGAGACACUUAACGUCUUGAAAUCUUCUACCACAUUUUGGUUAAUGGUUUUAUUGUGUUAUGUGUUGUUUUAUUUUGGUAUUGCUGUACUGAUUUGUUUACCUCUUGAAGAAAAGACAUUGGUAGCUGUUGGUCACGUUACUUUGCCUUUUUUGUUUUUUUAUUGUGUCUUAAAUAAAAUGAAAAUUAUGUGUUUUGAAAUUG
This is a messenger RNA of Pygocentrus nattereri (red-bellied piranha), 5531 nucleotides long. RefSeq names its product zinc finger CCCH domain-containing protein 6. Bases 375 to 3848 code for a protein of 1157 amino acids. The transcript has 12 exons. The record is from RefSeq and is a predicted model, not a curated record. Gene Ontology annotation, cellular component: nucleus. NCBI's taxonomy places the organism in Eukaryota, Metazoa, Chordata, Actinopteri, Characiformes, Serrasalmidae. Gene Ontology annotation, molecular function: RNA binding; metal ion binding. Gene Ontology annotation, biological process: negative regulation of DNA-templated transcription.